This is a messenger RNA of Dioscorea cayenensis subsp. rotundata (Guinea yam), 3184 nucleotides long. RefSeq names its product pentatricopeptide repeat-containing protein At3g54980, mitochondrial-like. The record is from RefSeq and is a predicted model, not a curated record. NCBI's taxonomy places the organism in Eukaryota, Viridiplantae, Streptophyta, Magnoliopsida, Dioscoreales, Dioscoreaceae. The coding region runs from base 1 to 3168 and encodes 1055 amino acids. Gene Ontology annotation, molecular function: protein binding. The transcript has 6 exons.
AUGGUGUUCAUCCUUCUCUUCUGCAAUUGCCGAGGCCCUUAUCUCCACCGCAUCUGUAGCUUCUCUCGCCUCUCCCAAUGGCCCCUUCGCUGCUCCUCCGGCUUGUCUUCAUCCCUCUGUCUCGCCACCGGAUCUCCAUCGUCGCCGGAGAAGCGGGCGUCGCCGAAUCACAAGCUGAGAUCUUCCUUCAUCCCGUCUCCGAUUCCCACCGAAGCACAAUUGAUCGAGUUCCUAGUGAAGAAUCAGAGGAAUCCGAAAAUGGCGCUGAAGCACUUGAAGCUGGGCGCAGAUCAAAGGCUAACCGGCAGGCAAUCCAGCGCCCGUGAGCUGUUAAGGCGUUCUCUUUUGAGCAAGUCUAGCCCCUCGCCGGCUGCUGUCGUCAACAGCCUUGUUGAAGCAUCCAAAAGGUGCAUUUCGGAUCCUCGCUCCUUUGGUUAUCUCUUGACUUGCUAUUCCCAUGCAGGAAAGGUCGAACAAGGUCUUGAGGCUUGGGAUUGUAUGCUUGAUCAUGGUGUAGUUCCCAGCGUCAGGUCAAGGAACGAUCUUUUGGUGGCGUUGGUGAGGUCGAAUUUAGUAGCAACUGCUCGAGAGGUUUAUCGAGUGAUAAAAGAGAAAGGAAUGGGUUUUGAUUGCCACACAAUCCAUAUAAUGAUGCAUGCUUGUUUAAAAGAUGGGAAGCCUGAUGAAGCUCUAGUUUUCUUUGGCCAUUUGAAAGACAUUGGUCUGGAACCUGAUUUGUGUGUCUAUGGCACUGCCAUUCAAUCUGUUUGCAGAAAACCUGAUUGCAGUAGAGCUUGUGAAUUGUUGAAUGAGAUGAAAGGUAGAGGGUUGGCGCCCACAGAAUUCAUGUAUACUUGUGUCAUUGGAGCAUGUGUGAAGCAAGGGAACCUAGAAGAGGCUUUGAAGCUGAAAGAUGAAUUGGUUGCGAGUGGAUGUCCUAUAAACCUUGUGUUGGCCACUAGUCUGAUGAAAGGACAUUGUGCUCAAGGAGAUCUCUGUAAUGCCAUCGAUUUGUAUAACGGUCUGAUUGAGAAAGGAAUUGUGCCAAACAGUAUUACAUAUUCAGUUUUACUUGACGGCUGCCAUAAAAAUGGGAAUUUGGAAAAAGCUUUUGAGCUUUAUUGUCAAAUGAAGCAGACAGCCUUUGCUCCAAAUGUCUUCCAAGUGAACUUGAUUCUACAAUGUUCCUUGAAAAAUAAUAAAUGGAAAGAGGCUCUUGGUGUGUUUAAUGAAGCUGUGAGCUCUGGUGUGGCCAAUGUUUUCACCUACAACAUUCUAAUGCACUGGUUCUUACAGGUGGGCAGAGUGAAGGAAGCUCGUGAGCUGUGGACCAAGAUGGAGGAUCAGGGGGUGGAACCUAACAUUGUUUCUUACAAUAAUUUGUUAUUUGUUCAUUGCAAGUGUGGGGAUAUGGAAUCGGCAGCUCAUCUGUUUGGUUUGAUGUCUGAGAAAUGCAUUAAACCGAAUGUCAUCACCUAUACCAUUCUGGCUGAUGGUUAUCUCAAGAAAGAGGAUUUUGAUCAAGCUUUUAAUCUUCUCAGUACAAUGUGCAGUUUGGGGAUUUAUUGUAAUGAUUACACAUUUAACGCUGUCAUAUAUGGCCUCAGCAAAGCAGGUCAGAUGUCUGAAGUGACCAGCAUGAUGCACAAGUUCAUAAAGGUUGGAUUUAUCCCUAGCUGUAUGACAUAUAAUAGUAUUAUUCAUGGGUUUAUAAAAGAAGGCAAGAUGAAUUCUGCAGUGGAAAUUUAUCAUGAGAUGGUCAGAGAUGGCAUAUCCCCAGAUGUGGUUACCUUCACCAAUUUCAUUGAUGGCUUCUGCAAACAGAAAAGUACUGAUCUUGCACUCAAGAUUCUCAGUAAAAUGAAAAGAUUGGGCAUCCAAAUGGAUAUUGCUAGUUAUAAUGCUCUUAUUGUUGGUCUAUGCAGUGAGGGUAACAUGAAGUCUGCUCUUUCACUCUUUGAUGAGCUUCCUAAAUUUGGGUUGGAACCAAAUGUGGUCAUAUUCAACAGCCUGAUUGCUGGGUAUAAAAAUAUGAAUAAUAUGGAAGCUGCAAUUGAGUUACACAGGAGAAUGUGCGUACAAGGGAUCCCUUGUGACAUUGCCACAUACACAACCUUGAUUGAUGGAUCACUAAAGAUUGGUGACCUAGUCUUUGCAUCAGAACUAUACUCAGAGAUGUUGGAGAAAGGAAUUGUUCCAGAUGAUAUAGCUUUUACUGCUUUGAUAAAUGGCCUUUGCAAUAAUGGAGACCUGGAAAAUGCUCGGAAGAUCUUAAAUGAAGUGGAUCAGAGGGUUUUGCGUCCUAGUGUUCUUAUAUAUAACAUGCUCAUAACUGGAUAUAUUAGGGAAGGUGACCUUCAGGAGGCAUUUCAGCUGCAUGAUGAAAUGCUUGACAGAGGCCUUAUGCCCAAUGAUGCGACAUAUGAUAUAUUUGUGAAUAUGAAACACAAAGACGGCCUUCAGGAGGCAUUUCGGCUGCAUGAUGAAAUGCUUGAUAGAGGCCUUGUGCCCAAUGACACAACAUAUGGAUAUUUUAGGGAAGAUGACCUUUGGGAGGCAUUUCGGCUGCAUAAUGAAAUGCUUGAUAAAGGCCUUGUGCCCAAUGACACAACAUAUGGAUGUUUUAGGGAAGAUGACCUUUGGGAGCAUUUCGGGUACAUGAUGAAAUGCUUGAUAGAGGCCUUGUGCCUAAUGACACAACAUAUGGAUAUUUUAGGGAAGAUGACCUUUGGGAGGCAUUUUGGCUGCAUGAUGAAAUGCUUGAUAGAGGCCUUGUGCCCAAUGACACAACAUAUGGGGAGGCAUUUCGGCCGCAUUGUGCCCAAUGACACAACAUAUGAUAUACUUUUGAGUAUAAAACAUGGUCGUGGCAAAUCCCAGCCAACCACACAGUUGACUUAUAGAAAGGUGCUGAUCUGCUUCCCUUGGCAUUUGGCAGGAUAUUAUGGGGAUAUGGGACGAUUUAAAAGUACAACGAUUGAUUUAGAUUAUCUGGAUAAAGAAAGAGUUAACUGGAAAAGAGAGAAGAGAGAGAGAGAGUACCUCUACGGUAAACAUUCUUCCUUGAGUUCUUCAGUUAAAUCUUUGUACUCAGAGUGGAGUGAAAGAGGCGAAGGAUCAAACUUAGGAAUUCUUCUAUUACUCAAGAGAAGGUUCAGAGGGGUCUGAAUUAUAUCCCAUGUUA